AUACCCUCCGUAGUGCUCUUCUGUUGGGAGGGGGGAUUGGUUUGAGACUGAGCCGGUGUAAAAACGUCCCAUGCACUGGAGCUUAAUCCUGAACGCCAUCAGACUGACCCGACACACACCUGUUAAUAUCGUUACAUUUAGAGAUUAAAUCCGCAUUUAGUUCGUGGUUUGUACAAUUUAACAGGUUCUUGGAUUCUCUGGGAUAUUUAACACACUAGAUAAAGGCGAAACAUCUGAUAAUUAGUGAAUGAAAGUUGAACUUUUAGCGGAGUUUUCUAUAGAUAAAUAUACUCACCUUUAGCGACCGUUGGUGAAUUUUCCCGCGCUUUAAUGAGGCGACAUGCGCGCGUGCCUGCUCGUGCUGCUGUGCGUGUGGCUGCUGAGCGCGCGCGGCUCUUCAGCUGGACUGAGGGGUCACAGACUGCAAACAUACAACCAGAUCAGAUCCAGAAGAGAAGCUACAAGACCAGAGGGAAGAGUUCUUAAGUCAGGAAGUCCCAUUUUAAAAAGAAGCCUCGACAUCACCAAAGGCUCAUUAGCAAAAUCCGAGAACCUGCUGAGAAUUGAUGAUCAUGAUUUUACAAUGCGGCCCGGCUUCGGAGGUCCUGCUAUUCCGGUGGGUGUGGAUGUCCAGGUUGAAAGUCUGGACACCAUCUCUGAAGUGGAUAUGGAUUUUACUAUGACCCUUUACCUGAGGCAUUACUGGAAAGAUGAGCGCCUGUCCUUCCCCAGCAACACUAACCACAGCAUGACCUUCGAUAGCCGGCUGGUGAAGAAGAUCUGGGUGCCCGACAUGUUCUUUGUUCACUCAAAACGCUCCUUUAUUCAUGACACCACCACAGAUAAUGUCAUGCUGAGGGUCUAUCCUGACGGCAAAGUUCUCUAUAGUGUGAGGGUCACAGUCACAGCUAUGUGUAACAUGGACCUGAGCCGCUUCCCUCUCGAUACCCAGACUUGCUCACUAGAGAUCGAAAGCUACGCGUACACUGACGAUGACCUGAUGCUGUACUGGAAGAAAGGAAACGACUCCCUGAAGACAGAUGAGAGGAUCUCACUCUCUCAGUUCCUCAUUCAGGAGUUCCACACCACCACAAGGCUGGCUUUCUACAGCAGCACAGGUUGGUACAAUCGACUAUACAUCAACUUCACGCUGCGCCGUCACAUCUUCUUCUUUCUGCUGCAGACCUACUUUCCUGCUACUCUAAUGGUCAUGCUGUCCUGGGUGUCCUUCUGGAUAGACCGUCGUGCUGUCCCUGCGAGAGUACCCCUGGGCAUCACCACAGUGCUCACGAUGUCCACCAUAAUCACAGGAGUGAACGCCUCCAUGCCCCGAGUGUCCUACAUCAAAGCUGUAGACAUCUACCUGUGGGUCAGCUUCGUUUUUGUCUUUCUCUCCGUGAUUGAGUAUGCAGCAGUUAACUACCUGUCCACGCUUCAGGAACGCAAAGAGAGGAAGUUUAGAGAAAGGUUGCCGUGUACAUGUGGGAUGUCUCACGCAAGCCCCAUGAUGAUGAGCAGCAGCUACAGCGAGGUGGACACCUUGACGACAGGUCACUACGGCGUAGCUGAGGUAAAUGGAGAGAAGCACGAGCAUGUGCUGAUGCAGCUAGCCAUGAACAACGAUCAGAGUUCCCACGACCAAGCUACAAACACUCAGUCCUACAACAGCAUCUGGAUCGACACCCACGCCAUAGACAAGUACUCCCGCUGGAUCUUCCCUGGAGCAUACACAAUCUUCAACAUCAUAUACUGGUCCAUCUACUCCUAACAGCAGCUGCUGCUGAUGCAUGAAGCAUUCAGAUAUAAAGGGGCAUCAUACAAUGUUCAUUUUUCACCUAAUAUUACUGUACAGUCAGACAUCCUGGAAGUCUCCAGGCCUUUAAUGGACAUCAGUCAGAACCCUACUGCCAUCUUAUAGGUCAGCACUUCUGACACCAGUCUCGAUGUUAUUGAAAUGGAUAAUUAGAGUUGCUAGUGGACCAGUGAAACAGUGGACUGGGAACAUGAGCCGGUCAUUGUUUUGUUAGAUUUUUAUUUAUUUUUUUGGAUGAGCUCUUAUAUACCAGGGAAUUGUGAUAUGUAGGAAGAUAUAGCAAAAAAAAAAUUACAAUCCCAAGAAUGCCAUGAUAUAUACAUGUCCCCACAGCAUGUACCACUGAUACCACACAGCCUCAGGGUUCUGGAAAUAAUCCUCUUUUUGUAUUCUAAUCUUGCUCGCAUGUAAGCAAAUGUCCUAUGAACCCCUGAAUGCAGUACAACAGAUCAUUGCAUUGCUUAUUAUAGAUGAAUUACUGUAGUUGUAUAUCUGAUUUGAUUGACUGUAAUGUAUUCUAGUGUAGUGUAGCCUAAAUAGAUCUGUGCAUGGAAUUAUUGGGAGCACUGCAGUAACAUACCCCAGACACCUUCCCUCAGACUUAGCUGAUCAUGUCUGAAUGUGAACGCCAGACCUGAGCACUCACCAUUUUAUCUCUAGCAACUGUGUUUUUAACAUACAAAGACAAAAGAUGUGGGUACAUUUGAAAUAAAAAAUAUGUACUGGAAGUAUAAUAAAUAACAAAUCAAA
This is a messenger RNA of Trichomycterus rosablanca, 2563 nucleotides long. Its product is annotated as gamma-aminobutyric acid receptor subunit rho-1-like. Gene Ontology annotation, molecular function: GABA-A receptor activity; chloride channel activity; neurotransmitter receptor activity. Gene Ontology annotation, cellular component: GABA-A receptor complex; neuron projection; synapse. Lineage: Eukaryota; Metazoa; Chordata; Actinopteri; Siluriformes; Trichomycteridae. Gene Ontology annotation, biological process: signal transduction; regulation of membrane potential; nervous system process. The coding region runs from base 341 to 1768 and encodes 475 amino acids. The record is from RefSeq and is a predicted model, not a curated record. The transcript has 10 exons.